AUGUCCUCGACUAAGGGUCCUAAAAAUCUAUUAUUGUCAAAGCUUGAAUCACAUCCUACCAAUGAGUUUGGCCCAAGUUACACAGCCAUGAUUGGGGCUUCAUUGGAAACAUUGAAAAUUCUGGGAAGCCCCAAUUUGAAAAGGCUUCCUGUGAAUCCAAAGACUGCAACAAAGCUGAGGGAAACUGUGGUAGGAGAAAAAUGGUUCAAUGCGUUGGAGUGGGAUGAUGACCAAACUGAUGAUGACAAGUUACACCUACAACAAAGAGUCAAGCUGGUCAAACCCAAGACCCCAGACACCGGAAUCACUAGAUUCCCGCGGCGGCGAACAGUCUUUGCUGUGGCUGGGCCACCGGCAUCUCGGCCGAUCCCCAACACUGUCACAUCGCCACCAGAGAAGGUGGAGCUGCUCAAAUCACUUAGCGGGUGGGCGGGAGAAAAUAUUCUGCCACUACUAAAACCAGUGGAGAAAAGCUGGCAGCCGCACGAUUUGUUGCCGGACUCAUCGUUGCCGUCUGAUGAAUUUGUGGAGCAAGUUCUGGAAUUACGUAAGCGAACAGCAGAAUUGCCUGACGAUUACUUGGUAGUAUUGGUUGGUGACUUGAUCACAGAAGAGGCUUUGCCCACCUACAUGUCUCUUCUCAACCGAAGUGAAGGGGUUAAAGAUGAGACCGGAACCAGCCCGGAUGCUUGGGCUGUUUGGAUCAGAUCUUGGACCGCAGAAGAGAACCGGCACGGUGAUCUGCUCAACAAGUAUUUAUAUUUGUCUGGACGUGUCAACAUGCCUAUGAUCGAGCGUACUAUACAGAACCUUAUUGGUUCAGGCAUGACUGUAGCAUCAGAAAUCACUCCAUACACUGGACUCGUGUACACAUCAUUCCAAGAACGAGCGACAUUCAUAACACAUGGCAAUACAGCUCGGUUGGCGAGGCAGAGAGGGGACCCUGUGCUAGCACGUAUAUGUGGCACGAUCGCAGCGGACGAAAAACGGCAUGAAAAUGCCUAUCAAAUGAUGGUGGAGAAACUAUUAGAGGUGGACCCCACAGACACCAUGCUAGCAAUUUCUGACAUGUUGGGUCAGAACAUCACAAUGCCAGCCCACCUGAUGUACGAUGGUGAGAACCCCAAUCUCUUCAACCAUUUCUCCAUUGUCGCACAGAAACUCGGCAUCUACACCAUCGCAGACUAUGCGGAUAUAUUGGACUUCCUUAUUGAGCGAUGGAAACUAGAGAAGCUUGUGGGCCUCAACAGUAAAGCCCACAAAGCCCAGGAUUUCGUUUGUGGAUUACCACACAAGAUUCGAAAGGUACAAGAACGAGUCGAAGGACGGGCCCAGAAGAAGAAGCCACAAACCCUGCGCUUUAGCUGGAUCUUCAACAAGGAGCUCAUUCUGUAA
Messenger RNA from Telopea speciosissima, 1395 nucleotides. Its product is annotated as stearoyl-[acyl-carrier-protein] 9-desaturase 6, chloroplastic-like. The coding region runs from base 1 to 1395 and encodes 464 amino acids. Gene Ontology annotation, biological process: fatty acid metabolic process. Gene Ontology annotation, molecular function: stearoyl-[ACP] desaturase activity. Gene Ontology annotation, cellular component: chloroplast stroma. NCBI's taxonomy places the organism in Eukaryota, Viridiplantae, Streptophyta, Magnoliopsida, Proteales, Proteaceae. The record is from RefSeq and is a predicted model, not a curated record. The transcript is spliced from 4 exons.